This is a messenger RNA of Diplodia corticola, 1560 nucleotides long. RefSeq lists its product as uncharacterized. The coding region runs from base 1 to 1560 and encodes 519 amino acids. Lineage: Eukaryota; Fungi; Ascomycota; Dothideomycetes; Botryosphaeriales; Botryosphaeriaceae. The record is from RefSeq and is a predicted model, not a curated record. The transcript is spliced from 2 exons.
AUGGCUUCCACGCCUCCGCCGCCGGAGCGCAUCCACACUCCCCCUGCGCCCUACCUUGGAUCUCGCCAUGACGACUGGGAGCCCUACUCGCCGCCCCGUCGCUCCAGUCGCGUCGCUGCCCAGCGUUCGAGGCACGCCAUCAGCCAGGUGCCGCCGCAAGGCCUGGAGGUUUCCAAGAAGCGCCCCGCCCCCCGAUCCGCUCGCGCCUUCACCCCGAUCGGAAGCGGCGACAUGCUGGCGCCUACCUCUGGCUUCGCAGCCUCGCCACCGGCCUCGCCUUCAUCAUCGCCUCAGAAGCGUCCUAGUGCCAAGAAAGCCAUCAACAGAGUCAUGUUCGAUGACCAGCUUCCGAACUCCGAUACCGAUUCGGACCCAUUCGUCACUAGCUCCAGGGAUUCUUUGGCUGGCGUUCUCCCGACUCCCUCGAAGACUCCUAGCAAGAAGGAUAAGGCGAGGCCUUUGUCUGCGUUUGCACAGACUGCUCGCAUCCUCUUUCAUGAUCGCCCCGCCAACAUCGAUGACGCCAUGCCUUCUCCUCGCAAGAACCGCAAGAACAAGAAGCACACCACCUUCACUCUGCCCAGCUUCAUGGACGAGUGUGACGAUGGUGCGCACGAGAGGAUCGAGAUCUACACUGACUUCCGCGAGCGCGUUCCAAGCUUGAAUGACGAGGAGGACAACCCGUUCGUCACCAAGAAGCCCGAUGAGAACGAUGCACCCUUCGCGGGUCCGAGCGUCUCUCCUCGCGCUGCCAAGCGCCACCUGUCCAAGGAGGAUGAAGAUAUGGACCGCAGGGCCCGGAACGGCGAAGGAUUUGUUUCAGUUUUCCGCGGGAAGAAGAUUUUCACCGAGUUCAAGGAGAGCUCUGAUGACAGCGGUUCAGACUCUGAUGGUCUAGUCGGCACCCCUACUCGCCGCGCUGUUCGCUCGCGUGCUGCUAGUUCGCGCGCUGUUAGCUCGACGGCCCACCGUCGCGUGACCCGUUCUUCUAUCCAGCCGCGUCUUCUCUUCCCGACCGAGGAGCAGAAGCGUGCUCGCGAGACUGCCGCUGCUAAAGCUGCGGAAGAAGAUUCUACUGACGUCGAUGCCUCCGUUCUACUUGCCACCCCCCGCAAGCAUGCCCACAAGGCUCGUGCCCCGCGUUCUGUCCCUGCUGAGGCGAGGGAAGUCACGCCUGAGCCUGCCUCAGAGAGCACAGCCAAGACAGCUGCAAACACCAGUACGCCCGAUACGCAACGCUUCUUCGAACCCUUUACGCCCCCGCCAUCUCGGACUACCCGCGCGUCAGCGAAGAGGGAUGUGAACUUUGAUUUACCCGAGGGCCCUGUCGAUGUUGAGGCCGAUCCAUCUGGCCCUACACAGAACGGUGAUCAGGAGCCGAAGCCCGUAUUCGCACCGAUGGCAAGGCCAGCCAAGCGCAGCCCCUUCGACCAAUGGCGCCGUACCAAGGUGGGAGCUCGAUCGGUGUCGGGAACGAAGAGAGAAGGCGACUCGCUUGAAGCUGCAAGUGUGAAGAGGACGAGGAGCUCAGCACGUGCUUCAACGCCCACUACCGGUUAA